UCAACCGCCGUCUCAAACUCACGCUCCUCAACCGCCGUCUCAAACUCACGCUCCUCAACCGCCGUCUCAAACUCACGCUCCUCAACCGCCGGCUCAAGCUUACACUCCUCCGCCCGCUACGGUUCAGGCUUCGUCCAGUUCGGCUCCUCCGUCUGCGGUGGCUCCGCUGAUCGCCGAGAUGGAGCAGAAGCUCACAUUGACGAUACCUCCACCGGCGUCGUCCAAGGCCAUUAGACUUCCGGCGAGGCCAGGAUUUGGGACGUUGGGGACGCGGAUUCAAGUGAGGGCUAACCACUUCUUGGUGGAGGUUAAGGAGAGAGAUCUCCAUCACUACGAUGUGUCAAUUACCCCUGAAGUUACUUCAAAAAAGACCAACAGAGAUGUGGUUAAACAGCUUGUUCAUCUGUACAAAGAUUCACACUUGGGAAAGAGAACCCCAGCUUAUGAUGGUAUGAAAAGCAUUUACACAGCUGGGCCAUUGCCAUUUGUCUCUAAAGAGUUUGUGGUCAAGUUGGGUGAGAGAGAUGGUCGUGAUGGGUCUUCUGGUUCCAAAAGAAAGGACAGAGAGUUUAAGGUGGCUGUAAAAUUGGCCAACAAACCAGACCUUCAUCAAUUACAACAGUUCUUAAACAGCAGGCAACAUGAGUCGCCUCAAGAAGCCAUACAAGUUCUUGAUGUUGCUCUUAGGGCCGCACCAUCUGACAAGUACACUGUCAUUGGGAGGUCUUUCUUUGGCAUUGAGCUUGGGCCGAAAGGAGAACUUGGUGAUGGUCUCGAAUAUUGGAGAGGAUUUUACCAGAGUUUAAGGCCAACACAGUUUGGACUUUCCUUGAAUAUAGAUGUAUCGGCCAGAUCUUUUUAUGAACCCAUUCUGGUGACUGAAUUUGUUAAAAAACAUUUUAACUACAGGGAUCUAUCCAGGCCUUUGUUUGAUCGUGAUCGUUUGAAGGUGAAAAAGGCCUUGAAGGGGGUUAAGGUUGCACUUGCUUACAGGGAUAAUAGGAGUUAUAGGAUCACUGGAGUGUCCACAGAACCACUGAGCCAUUUAACGUUUACUUUAGAAGACAACCAAACCCAAACUUCAGUAGUUCAAUAUUAUCGUGAGAAAUACAAUAUUGUACUAAGAAAUGUGGCUAUGCCUGCUUUACAAGCUGGGAGCGAUUCGAAACCUGUUUAUUUACCUAUGGAGCUUUGUUCAAUUGUUGCUGGGCAACGAUACUCGAGGAAGCUCAAUGAAAGACAAGUCACAGCCUUACUAAGAGCGACUUGUCAACGUCCUAGCGAUCGGGAGAGGAACAUAAAGCAGAUGGUUAAGCAAAGUAAUUUUAAUGGAGAUCAACUGAUCAAAGAUGAAUUUGGGAUGCAAGUAAGAGAGGAUAUGGCUUUAGUUGAUGCUCGAGUUUUGCCUCCUCCAUUGCUAAAAUACCAUGACCAAGGUCGUGAAACAAGGGAAACUCCACGGAUGGGGCAAUGGAACAUGAUUAACAAGAAAAUGGUAAAUGGUGGAAGAGUGGAUUUCUGGGCGUUUGUCAAUUUCUCGGGAUUGAGGGAAGAUUUUAACUUCCGAUUCUGUGAUGAUUUGGUGAAUAUGUGCAAAAGCAAGGGCGUGGAUUUCCAUGUCCAACCUUUAAUUCCCAUAGAAUCAGCCAAUCCUAGGCAGAUUGAGAAGGUGCUCAAAGAUAUUCAUAGGGAGUCUACUAAGAGACUUGAAGAAAUUGGACAUAAGGGGAAGUAUCUUCAGCUGUUGAUUAUCAUUUUGCCCGAUGUCACUGGGUCUUAUGGGAUGGUUAAGCGAAUAUGUGAAACUGAGCUUGGAAUUGUGUCUCAGUGCUGUCAGCCUAGGGCAGCAUCCAAGCUUAGUAAACAAUAUCUUGAAAAUUUAGCCCUCAAGAUAAAUGUGAAGGUUGGUGGAAGAAACACUGUUCUAAAUGAUGCCAUUUUCCGGAGGAUUCCUCUGGUUACUGAUAUCCCCACAAUUAUUAUUGGUGCGGAUGUUACUCAUCCACAGCCUGGGGAGGACAGUAGCCCGUCAAUUGCAGCUGUCGUGGCCUCCAUGGAUUGGCCAGAGGUCAGUAAGUACCGAGGAAUAGUUUCUGCACAGGCUCACCGUGAGGAAAUAAUCCAAGAUCUGUAUAGUUUAUAUCAGGAUCCUCAGAAGGGUUCAGUUCAUGGAGGAAUGAUCAGGGAGCAUUUUAGAGCAUUUCGAAGAUCAACUGGCCGAAAACCAGAGAGAAUUAUCUUCUACAGAGAUGGAGUUAGUGAAGGUCAGUUUAGUCAAGUUCUGCUCUAUGAAAUGGAUGCUAUAAGAAAGGCUUGUGCUUCCUUGGAGGAGGGAUAUCUGCCACCAGUUACUUUUGUAGUGGUGCAGAAAAGACAUCAUACUCGCCUGUUCCCUGCUGAUCAUAACAGACGUGAUCAAAUGGAUAGGAGUGGCAAUAUUCAACCAGGUUUCAAAUAUUUUUGGUUCAUUUUCAUCAAAUAAAUAUGAUAUUUUUUCCUCUUGGAGCACUAAUUGUUUCUACCUUGUCUAGGCACUGUUGUUGACACCAAGAUUUGCCACCCUACAGAGUUUGAUUUUUUUCUUAACAGUCAUGCUGGAAUUCAGGGUACUAGCCGGCCAGCGCACUACCAUGUGCUGUUUGAUGAGAACAGGUUCACUGCUGAUCAAUUGCAAAGUCUAACGAAUAAUUUAUGCUACACGUAUGCAAGGUGUACCCG
Messenger RNA from Prunus avium (sweet cherry), 2718 nucleotides. The record is from RefSeq and is a predicted model, not a curated record. NCBI's taxonomy places the organism in Eukaryota, Viridiplantae, Streptophyta, Magnoliopsida, Rosales, Rosaceae.